Messenger RNA from Elgaria multicarinata webbii, 8089 nucleotides. RefSeq names its product ADP ribosylation factor guanine nucleotide exchange factor 2 (gene ARFGEF2). Gene Ontology annotation, biological process: regulation of ARF protein signal transduction. Gene Ontology annotation, molecular function: guanyl-nucleotide exchange factor activity. NCBI's taxonomy places the organism in Eukaryota, Metazoa, Chordata, Lepidosauria, Squamata, Anguidae. The record is from RefSeq and is a predicted model, not a curated record. Bases 186 to 5561 code for a protein of 1791 amino acids. The transcript is spliced from 39 exons.
AGGAGGAGGGGAGGUCACGUGACGGCUCCAAUAUGGCGGCGCCGUGUCGCUGUCCAUCCCCUCCUCUGAGGGAGUCGCGUUUCUUCCGGAUCAUGGAGCCCAGCUGCGCCCGGAGCCCUUGAGAGCCCCGUUUCACGCCCCGCUUGAGACACACCGGGACGGCGGGUCUUCAGCGCGCGACGGCCAUGCAGCAGCCCCCAACCCGCGAGGAGGAUACCCGCACCAAGAGCAUGUUCGUCUCCCGGGCCCUGGAGAAGAUCCUCUCCGAGAAAGAGGCGAAGCGGCCCCCUCACGGGCAGCUGCGGAGAGCCUGCCAGGUGGCGCUUGAUGAAAUAAAAGCAGAACUAGAAAAGCAAAGACAAGGCAAUGAAACCACACCAAAAGCAAACUUCAUUGAAGCAGAUAAAUAUUUCCUCCCAUUUGAGUUGGCCUGCCAGUCGAAGUCCCCACGAAUUGUCAGCACCUCGUUGGACUGCUUACAGAAACUCAUUGCAUAUGGACAUAUCACUGGCAAUGCUCCAGACAGUGGAGCUCCUGGAAAGCGCCUGAUUGACCGCAUAGUUGAAACAAUCUGUAAUUGUUUUCAGGGACCUCAAACUGAUGAAGGAGUACAAUUACAAAUAAUAAAGGCUCUUCUCACUGCUGUCACAUCCCCAUAUAUCGAAAUUCAUGAGGGAACAAUCCUUCAGACUGUUAGAACUUGUUACAACAUCUAUCUAGCCAGUAAAAAUCUCAUUAAUCAGACAACUGCCAAGGCUACCCUCACUCAGAUGCUGAAUGUCAUUUUCACUCGGAUGGAAAACCAAGCUAUACAAGAAGCAAAAGAGCUAGAAAAAUUAAAUCAACAAAAGUCCCAAUCUCCCAUGAUUCAUAGUGCGUCAGGCUCUCCCAAGAUUGGCCGACUAAAACACAGCCAACAAGAAAGUAGACCAUCGACUCCUGUAAAAAUAGACUUGACUAAUGGCGAGCCUGAAAAAAAAGAAAACGGAGACCAGAAACCAGAGGAAAAUUUGACUCCUUCAGGAUUUGAAGAAGAAACUGAUGAAGGCACAGAAAUUAUUAAAGGAAUCGUGGAGGAUGUGGUCACUUCAGCUCUUAGAGUUUCUUUAGAAGAAGAAGUCAAAAAGCAAGCUCUGCCUGAAUUGGGAGCUGGAGUUCCUCCUUCUCCUGGUGGUAUUAAUGAAAACACGCAAGCAAAUGGAAUUCCAGAUGAUAGACAGUCUGUCUCCUCUACGGAUAAUCUGGAAACAGAUGUACCUGGACCUCAGGCAGCUGCCAAGUUCUCCCAUAUCCUUCAGAAGGAUGCCUUUCUUGUGUUUCGGUCCCUGUGCAAGCUUUCAAUGAAACCACUUGGUGAUGGACCUCCAGAUCCCAAAUCUCAUGAGCUACGCUCUAAGAUAGUAUCCCUCCAGCUGCUGCUUUCAGUUUUGCAAAAUGCUGGUCCAGUCUUCCGGACACAUGAAAUGUUCAUAAAUGCCAUCAAGCAAUAUCUCUGUGUAGCAUUAUCUAAAAAUGGAGUAUCUUCUGUUCCCGAUGUCUUUGAGCUCUCGCUUGCCAUCUUCCUCACCCUUCUUUCAAACUUUAAGACCCAUUUAAAAAUGCAGAUUGAGGUGUUUUUCAAAGAGAUUUUUCUGAACAUUUUAGAAACCUCUUCGAGUUCCUUUGAGCACAAAUGGAUGGUAAUCCAGACCUUGACUAGAAUUUCUGCAGAUGCCCAGUGUGUAGUGGAUAUAUACGUUAACUAUGACUGUGAUUUGAAUGCUGCUAAUAUUUUUGAACGGCUAGUAAAUGACUUGUCUAAAAUUGCCCAGGGACGGAGUGGACAUGAGUUAGGCAUGACACCUUUGCAGGAACUAAGCCUAAGGAAGAAAGGUCUCGAAUGCUUGGUCUCUAUUUUAAAGUGCAUGGUAGAAUGGAGCAAAGAUCUGUAUGUGAACCCCAACCAUCAGGCCAGCCUUGGUCCAGACAAGCCUUCAGAUCAGGAAAUGGGAGAAGGCAAAUGCUUGGAGAUUGGGGGAAGAAGAAGUAGCGCAAGUUCCUUAGAUUCAACGGUCUCCUCAGGAUUUGGGAGUGUUGGGAUCCAGACCGCUGUCCCUGAUGAUCCAGAGCAAUUUGAAGUCAUUAAGCAACAAAAAGAGAUAAUUGAACAUGGGAUUGAACUGUUUAACAAAAAGUCCAAGAGAGGGCUGCAGUAUUUGCAGGAGCAGGGGAUGUUGGGUGUAACAGCAGAAGACAUUGCACAGUUUCUGCAUCAAGAAGAGCGUUUGUCUUCUAGUCAAGUGGGAGAAUUUUUGGGCGACAGUAACAAGUUGAAUAAGGAGGUGAUGUACGCCUAUGUAGAUCUGCUUGAUUUCUGCGGAAAAGACUUUGUCUCUGCUUUACGCAUAUUUCUGGAGGGAUUUCGGUUACCUGGUGAAGCUCAGAAGAUUGAUAGACUAAUGGAAAAGUUUGCUGCUAGAUAUAUUGAAUGCAACCAAGGCCAAACUCUCUUUGCUAGUGCUGACACAGCUUACGUUUUAGCAUAUUCUAUUAUCAUGUUGACAACAGACUUGCACAGUCCCCAGGUAAAGAAUAAGAUGACAAAAGAGCAAUACAUAAAAAUGAAUCGUGGGAUAAAUGACAGCAAAGACCUUCCAGAGGAAUAUUUGUCUACUAUCUAUGAUGAAAUAGAAGGAAAGAAAAUUGCAAUGAAGGAUACAAAAGGAUAUACGAUCACAACCAAAUCUACUAAGCCAAAUGUAGCCAGUGAGAAGCAGCGACGGUUGUUAUACAACCUGGAAAUGGAGCAAAUGGCUAAAACAGCUAAAGCUCUAAUGGAGGCAGUAAGCCAUGCAAAGGCGCCUUUUACCAGCGCAACUCAUCUGGAUCAUGUCAGACCCAUGUUCAAACUUGUGUGGACUCCAUUACUGGCUGCUUAUAGUGUUGGCCUUCAAAACUGUGAUGACACUGAAGUUGCAUCAUUGUGCUUAGAAGGAAUACGAUGUGCCAUCCGAAUAGCCUGCAUUUUUGGCAUGCAGCUUGAGCGAGAUGCUUAUGUACAGGCACUUGCCCGCUUUUCCUUGUUGACAGCAAGCUCCAGCAUCACAGAAAUGAAGCAGAAGAAUAUAGAUACAAUUAAGACCCUUAUUACAGUGGCACACACUGAUGGCAACUACCUGGGAAAUUCUUGGCAUGAGAUCUUGAAAUGUAUCAGCCAGUUGGAGCUAGCACAGCUCAUAGGAACUGGAGUUAAAACACGCUACCUGUCUGGGUCCGGCCGUGAAAGAGAAGGAAGCCUCAAAGUCUUCACAUCUGGAGGAGAAGAAUUCAUGGGUCUUGGACUAGGUAACCUUGUUGGUGGAGGUGUUGAUAAAAGGCAAAUAGCCAGCAUUCAGGAAUCUGUGGGAGAAACCAGUUCCCAAAGUGUGGUGGUAGCAGUGGACAGAAUAUUUACAGGCUCAACAAGACUGGAUGGAAAUGCAAUAGUUGACUUUGUUCGAUGGCUGUGUGCUGUUUCUAUGGAUGAGUUGGCUUCCCCUCACCACCCACGUAUGUUCAGCCUGCAGAAGAUUGUUGAGAUCUCCUAUUACAACAUGAACAGAAUUAGGCUGCAGUGGUCCAGGAUAUGGCACGUAAUUGGGAAUCAUUUCAAUAAGGUUGGAUGUAACCCUAAUGAAGACGUGGCCAUAUUUGCAGUUGAUUCUUUGAGACAGCUGUCAAUGAAGUUUCUUGAAAAGGGAGAGUUAGCCAACUUCCGAUUUCAAAAAGACUUUUUGAGGCCUUUUGAGCAUAUCAUGAAGAAAAACAGAUCUCCAACAAUUCGAGACAUGGUAAUACGCUGCAUUGCUCAGAUGGUGAAUUCUCAAGCUGCUAAUAUUCGCUCAGGGUGGAAAAAUAUCUUUGCAGUAUUUCAUCAAGCAGCAGCUGACCAUGAUGGGAAUAUUGUGGAGCUGGCAUUCCAGACAACAGGACAUAUAGUUAGCAGUAUUUUUCAACAGCAUUUCCCGGCAGCAAUAGAUUCAUUCCAGGAUGCUGUGAAAUGUUUAUCAGAGUUUGCCUGUAAUGCUGCCUUUCCCGACACCAGUAUGGAAGCAAUUAGACUUAUCCGUUAUUGUGCAAAGUAUGUUUCAGAAAGACCACAGGUUUUAAGAGAAUACACAAGUGAUGACAUGAAUGUGGCAACUGGAGAUAGAGUUUGGGUCAGGGGAUGGUUUCCUAUUUUGUUUGAACUUUCUUGUAUCAUCAACCGGUGCAAGUUAGAUGUGCGAACAAGAGGCCUAACGGUUAUGUUUGAAAUCAUGAAGAGCUAUGGCCAUACCUUUGAAAAACACUGGUGGCAAGAUCUGUUUCGAAUUGUGUUCAGGAUAUUUGAUAACAUGAAGCUUCCAGAGCAGCAAACAGAGAAAUCUGAAUGGAUGACUACUACAUGUAAUCAUGCACUUUAUGCAAUCUGUGAUGUAUUCACACAGUUCUAUGAAGCUUUGAAUGAGAUACUUCUUGCUGACAUAUUUGCACAGUUACACUGGUGUGUAAAACAAGAUAAUGAACAGCUGGCUCGAUCAGGUACCAACUGCCUAGAAAGCCUGGUAAUAUUAAAUGGACAAAAAUUCAGUCCUGAAGUCUGGGACCAAACCUGCAAUUGUAUGCUAGAAAUCUUCAAAACUACAAUUCCUCAUGUCUUGCUGACAUGGAGGCCAGCAGGAAUGGAAGAUGAUUCAUCUGAAAAGCACUUGGAUAUGGAUCUAGAUCGCCAGUCUUCAAGCAGUAUUGAUAAAAAUGCUUCAGAAAGAGGGCAGAGCCAAUUUUCAAAUCCUACAGAUGAGAGCUGGAAAAGUGGUCCUUAUUCAAACCAGAAACUCUUUGCCAGCCUCCUCAUUAAGUGUGUUGUGCAACUGGAAUUGAUACAGACCAUUGAUAACAUAGUAUUUUACCCAGCAACAAGCAAGAAAGAAGAUGCUGAGCAUAUGGCUGCUGCUCAGAGGGAUACACUAGAUACAGACAUCCACAUUGACACCGAAGACCAAGGAAUGUACAAAUACAUGUCUUCCCAACAUCUGUUCAAGUUACUGGACUGUCUGCAAGAGUCUCAUUCCUUCUCAAAAGCUUUUAACUCAAAUUAUGAACAAAGGACUGUUCUGUGGAGAGCAGGGUUCAAAGGUAAAUCAAAGCCCAAUCUUUUAAAACAAGAGACCAGCAGUUUGGCUUGCUGUCUGAGAAUUCUUUUCCGAAUGUAUGUUGAUGAAAACCGCAGAGACUCCUGGGAAGCUAUCCAAGAGAGACUCCUGAAUGUGUGUAGUGAAGCAUUGGCCUAUUUUAUCACCGUGAACUCAGAAAGCCACCGAGAGGCCUGGACCAAUCUCUUGCUGCUACUUUUAACAAAAACACUAAAAGUCAGUGAUGAAAAGUUCAAAGCACAUGCUUCAACAUAUUACCCCUACCUAUGUGAAAUAAUGCAGUUUGACCUGAUCCCAGAGCUCCGAGCUGUGCUGCGAAAGUUUUUCUUGCGCAUAGGUGUGGUGUUCAGAAUCUGGAUUCCUGAAGAACAGUUACGAACAAUGGGGUCUCAUUCGCUUGCAUGGUAGCCCCAUAGCUGCUCUUUCCCAAAGCCUGAGUCAUGCUAAGUUCAAAGAAUGGAAGCAGAAAGAGAGCAAUGAAUAAUUGGCAGGUCUUGAAGAAGAAGCAACUAUAACCAUGGGAACUGCAGGUUUAUAUUGAUCAAGCUGGUGUUUCUGAAGGGAAACUGUUCUCUCUCUCUUUUUUAAUUCUGGCUGCCCUAUAGGAAUAGCUGUUAGCAUUUGACAACUUAAUGCAGUAAAUGUCAAGUCAUUCUUAUCACUAAGCUUGUCUCUUCAAAUCUGUUGUUUGCAGUGUUUCCCUCUUAACAUCUUCCAGCUACUUGCCCAUCAUCUGCUGGAAAUUCUUAAUGAAUGGGAGCUAUUUGUGAGAUAAUACUGAAUAUAUUCAUAUAGGCUUGUGAUGUAUUAAUAAAUAUUUGAGAGGGCUAAAGUUCAUCUGAAAAUUAUGCGGGAACACUUCCUUUUUCAACUGGGCUGCAUUCAGUUGAAAACUGGUCCUUUUUAAAGUGGUUUGGUGCUGUCUAGUCUGAAAACACAUAGCAAGAUGUUGACUGGGCAGUAAUAUGAUGACCCAGCAAAAACCCAAUGCCAUCUUUAUCUCCAUCACUCCUACUGCCAACUUAAUGUAUGUUGUGGCAUGUGUUGUAAUACAUUGUUCCCAGAGCAGUACCAUAUUUUGUUGGCCUGGACCUGUUGGUUUUCAUCAUAUGGAAGUGCUCUUGUUAGUAGAUUAGUAUCAACAAAAUAAUUUGCAAAAUGUUAUUACAAAGGAAAUACUGCCCCCCUGCAAAAAAACAGAGAAAACAAUUGCACAUAGCCUCUUUAACCCAGUUACUAGUCUCAUGACUUGAAUGUUUAAGAAGUUUAACGACUUUGAAAAUUCUUUUGAUUUCUGAUACUUAAUAAUAUGAAGCAAAUGGCAAAAUGAAGCUUUUUAAUUAAUUUCUGAAGUGCACAUUGACUUAAUUAAGAUGUAUACUAGUUGAUCAAACCUUUCCCUUUUGAAUAAUAUAUAGAUUAGAAUUUGGGUAGAAGCAGUCUAUCUUUAAUGUGUAUUAAGAUAUUUCUAUUUUUAUUCCAGAACUGUGAGUUAUGGUUGGUUUUUAAUGGAUUGAUUAGUACUUUAUUGUCAUUAGUGAUGUGAAGGGGGGGGGAGAGUCUGGUUCCUAUUGGGACCACUUGAUUUAUUAAUAUAAGUGCACAUGUACUUGUGACAAAAGCCUGACUGUUAGGGGACAACAGGAAGCAAAAUUGCAAUUGUAUCAGUGCAGUUUUAGUGGCUCUACUGACUUUGGAUCCUGAUUUUUUUUUAAUUAUUAUUUUUGGUAAGACCAUGUCUUCGUAUUCCUGGCCCAAUAAAAGAAAUAGUUUUGUAAGGUCUGGCAGGAAAAACCUGAGUAGCUGUAUUUCACUCUGAUGUCAUGAGUGUAAGAUUUGUAUAAGAAGACAAGAAGGAAAUUGGUUCCGUCCAAAUAUAUUAAAAAUGCAAGUGCAAAAAGUAUUAUCAAGCAUAUAUCUGCAAACAUAAAUUGUAAUAGUAUUGACUAAGUAAAAGUUGGAGGCGGGAGAAUGGUGGUUGGUUAGCUGCAGUCCUAAGCAAAUGACUUUGAACUAAGUUCCACUGAAGAUGAUAGCUUCUAAGUGUAAUUUGGUUCAUUGUGUUUGGAACUUCUUGCUUUGUAAAUUGAGUUUGGCUGUUAACUCAACCAAAGUUGUUAUAGAUUUGAGAGAACCAGAAUUGAUGGCUGGAUUUAUUUUAUUGAAUACUGGUGCUCGCUUUCUCUCAAGCUUUGUUUAUAGCAAAACAGCGUGGGCUUUACAUUUGUUUUGGGCCACUAAUAUGAUAAGUAAAAAACAGUUUCUGACAUUUAAUUUCUCUACCAAAGAAUUUUACGUAGCAAAUGCAGAAUUUUUGUCUCAUGUGAAAUAUUAUUAUAAACUAUUAAUUAUAUAGAAACUAUUGUGCUAACGAUCUUGCUGAAUCAUUUAGAUUGUGCACAAUUGUAGAAAAAUAUGUGAACUUUUGUCAGCAUUUAAAGCAAUUUAGACAUUUAUGUUUGGUAUGUAAAGAGGUAUUUCACCAUGUACUGCAAGAAGUCAUUUAUUUUUAUAUAUGUAUAUUUACAUCAUUGACCUGUAUUCUUUUUCAUUGGACUGUUUUUUUUUUUGCCCACUAUUAUGGAUCUGCUAUUAACAUGUUGUACAUGUUAAUAGUGUUUCUGUCAAACGUUAAAGUGUUCAAAUUUGCAUACAUUUGACUUCAUUAAGGAAGCAUGGCAAAAUUACAACUGAAGUUUCAAAAUCUGAAAAGUGCAAUAUAGAUAGGAUUGAAAUAAUAUCUUCCAAAUCUUUGCAAUGUAAAAUACCGUGAAGAAGCUUUAUAAAAGAUCUUUGCUUAUAUAGGGAAUAUUCUUACCAUAAAACUUAGAACCUUUUAAAGCCUUAGUGUUGAAUGACUUUAUUUCCUUAGGAAAACUAUGUUUAGCAGUCAACAGUUACAUUUUCAAAUAGCUGAACUUUAAUUUAAAAACAUA